UUUUCAUUCACCAGGAAGGAGUCGAAAACAGCAGGACCGCGGAGCGCGAUAGUUUGAUCACAUGAAAAGAUGGAUGAUCUGAUCCAGGAUCAGUCCAGGUGUGGAGCUUGUGAGCAGAUUCUAAGAGAUCCAGUCUUUGCCAACUGUGGACACAGUUUCUGCAGACAGUGCAUCAGUUUCUAUUGGGAUCAGUUGAGGCUAGAAGACUCUGACUGUCCUCAAUGCAGAAAGAGAUCCAGAACACAUCCUGCUCUACAGAUGCACAGAGUCUGUUACACACCAGCAGCCCUGCAGCAGGAGGAGACUGAAGGCCUGCAAAGAGCCAGAGACAAGCAUAAAACAAGCAUGAAGAAAAAGUAUGAGAGCUUAUUUGAGGGAAUCAAACUCCAAGAGAACGAAACCCUCCUCAACAGGAUCUACACACAGCUCUACAUCAUAGAAGGAGAGAGUGAAGGAGUGAAUGAAGAACAUGAGGUUUUACAGAUGGAGAAAACGGCCAAAACACAACAAGCACAAGACACUCCAAUCUACUGCAAUGACAUCUUUAAAGCCUCACCUGAAUCAAGAUGUGAGGAGAAAGACCAAAUCAAGGUUGUUCUUACUAAAGGCAUCGCUGGAAUUGGAAAAACUGUCUCUGUGCAGAAGUUCAUUCUGGACUGGGCCGAGGGAAACUCCAAUCAGGAUGUAGAUUUCAUGUUUGUGCUUCCAUUUCGAGAGCUGAACUUGAUUCGAGAUAAUCAGUACAGUCUUCACAGACUUCUGCUGGAUUUUUAUCCUGAACUUCAAGAUCUAGACUCACAGAUUCAUGAGAAGUGUAAAAUUGUGUUCAUCUUUGAUGGUCUGGACGAAAGCAGAAUUACACUGGUGUUUUCAGAUGAUCAGAAAGUGUGUGAUGUGACUGAGACUUCAUCAGUGGGUGUGUUGAUGUCAAACCUCAUCACAGGAGAGCUGCUUCCCUCUGCUCACAUCUGGAUCACCUCCAGACCGGCAGCAGCCAAUCAGAUCCCCUCCGAAUACAUCAGCCGUCUGACAGAAAUUCAGGGAUUCAAUGAGCUUCAGAAGGAGGAAUAUUUCAGGAAGAGAAUCAGUGAUGAGCAUCAAGCCAACAGGAUCAUUUCACACAUCAGAAAAGCAAGAAGCCUCCACAUCAUGUGCCACAUUCCCGUCUUCUGCUGGAUCUCAUCCACUGUGCUUCAGAAGCUCCUGAAAGAAGAUCUGAGUGCAGAAAUCCCUCAAACUCUGACUGAAAUGUACAUUCACUUCCUGCUGAUUCAGAUCAACAUAAGGAAUCAGAAGUAUGAAGAGAGAGAUACACAGAAACUCCUGCAGGCCAACAGAGAAGUGAUUGUGAAACUUGCUGAAGUGGCUUUUAAACAGCUGAUGAAAGGAAAUGUGAUGUUCUAUGAGGAGGACCUGAGAGAGAGCGGCAUAGACAUCAAUGAUGCCUCAGUGUAUUCUGGGAUUUGCACUGAGAUCUUUAAGGAGGAAUCUGUGAUUCAUCAGAGGAAAGUCUACAGCUUCAUUCAUCUGAGCAUUCAGGAGUUUCUUGCUGCUUUUCAUGUGUUUUACUGCUAUUUACGCAGUACAACGGAGACCCUUAGGAUGUUUGAUUCAAUGCAUAAUCUGCAUCAAGGGGCAAUAGAUAAAUCCCUUGAGAGUGAGAAUGGACACCUGGAUCUAUUCCUGCGGUUCCUGCUGGGCAUCUCACAGGAGUCCAAUCAGAGACUCUUACAGGAUCUACUGACACACUCAGAGAACAGCUCAGAGAGCAUCAGGAGAACCUCACAGUACAUUAAAGAGAAGAUCAAAGAUGGAGAAGGAUUCUCCACUGAAAGAUCCAUCAAUCUGUUCCUCUGUUUGCUGGAAGUAAAAGAUCAGACUCUGUCCAGAGAGAUUCAGGAGUUUGUGAAAUCAGACACACACUCGGAGAAGAAGCUCUCUCCUGCUCACUGCUCAGCAAUCGCCUACAUACUUCAGAUGUCAGAGGAGGUGCUGGAUGAGUUUGAUCUGAGGAAAUACAACACAUCAGAUGAGGGUAGAAGAAGAUUAAUACCAGCUAUGAUCAACUGCACGAAAGCUAUACUUACUGGCUGUAAUCUUACUGAUCAGUGUUGUGAGAGUUUAUCUUCAGCUCUACAAUCCACAAAUUCUGUCCUGAAAGAGCUAGACCUGACUAACAAUGACCUGCGGGACUCUGGUGUGAAGCUGCUCUCUGAUGGACUGAAGAAUCCAAACUGCCAGCUGGAAAUACUGAGGUUGUCUGGCUGUAUGGUGACAGAGGAAGGCUGUGGUUUUUUGUCUUCAGCUCUGAGUUCAAACCCUUUACACCUGAGAGAGCUGGAUCUGAGCUACAAUCAUCCAGGACAAUCAGGAGUCCAGCUGCUCAACAACAAACUGAACGAUCCAAACUGCUCACUGCAGAUACUCAAUGUGGAUCAUGGAGGAGAUUUCAGGAUUACAGCAGGACUACAAAAAUAUGCUUGUAGUCUCAAACUGGAUCCAAACACAGCAAACACUCAUCUGAUACUGUCUGAGGGGAACCGAAAGGCAACAUAUAUGGAAGAGCAGCAGUCGUAUCCUGAUCAUCCAGAGAGAUUUGAGCACCAUCCUCAGGGUCUGUGUGGAGAAGGUCUGACUGGACGCUGUUACUGGGAGGCUGAAUGGAGUGGGAGGGGCACAGAAAUAUCAAUGACAUACAAAGAUAUCAGCAGGAAAGGUGGAAGUGACUGCAGGUUUGGAUUCAAUCAAAAGUCCUGGAAUCUGAGCAGUUUUUAUAACAGACUCACAGUCUGUCACAAUAAUGACAGCACUGAAAUAUCAACCCCUUCAACCUCUAAUCGAGUAGGUGUGUAUCUAGACUGGUCUGCUGGUACUCUGUCCUUCUACAGCGUCUCUGACACACACACACUCACACAUAUACAUACAUUCAAGACCACAUUUACUGAACCCCUCUAUGCUGGGUUUGGGGUUUAUUAUGGUUCUCCAGUUUCUCUAUGUUAGACUGAACAAUACAGUUGGGGUGCUUGGACUCAUACUGUAAUUAUGAAUGAAUCUGAACUCAGACAGACUUAGGUGGACUUGGACUCAGACAUUUUGGGCGCAACAAAAUUAUGAUAAAAAGACAUUAAUAAACGUCUCCAACUCAAAUUCAGUCAGUUAAAGACUAAGUCUUGAAUUGGACGAGUCCAACUGGACAAGGUGGACUAUGACCCAACACAAACCUUAUAUAAGGAGAAAUAGAACGGCAACAAAAUGUUUUUUUUUCCUUCUUUUUAAAUUACUCUAGUAUUUUAUUUUUGCAUCAUCAUCCGGAUGACAUAUACAUACACCAACAGAGUCUUUAAUGACAUUACAGUUAUAACAGCUUCCACUCUUCUGGGAAGGUUUUCCAACAAGAUUGUGGACUUUCUGUGUGAAAGGCCUAGUUCACCAUCUCCGUUACAGUUCAUCCAAAAGGUGUUGGAUGGGGUUGAGGACAGGGCUCUGUGCAGGCCAGCCAAGUUAUUCUACACCAAACUCAUCCAACCUUGUCUUUACGGACAUUGAUUUGUGCACUGGGGCACAGUCAUGCUGGAAUAGAAAAGGGCCUUUCCCAAACUGUUCCCACAAAAAAAAGAAGCAUAACAUUGUCCAAAAUAUAUUAGUAUGUUUAAGCAUUAAUAUUUCCCCAUAACAUUAUUUCUCAUCCACCGAACUUUACAGUUGGCACAAUGUGGUUAGGCAGCUAAUGUUCUCCUAGCAUCUGCCAAACCCAGACUUGCCCAUCAGAGUGGCAAACAGAGAAGCGAGAUUCAUAACUCCACAGAACAGGUUUCUACUGCUCCAGAGUCCAGUGGUUGCAUGCUUUACACCAGUGGUCCCAACUCUGGUCCUGGGGACCCAUUACUCUACACAUUUUCUAUGUGUCUCUUAUCCAACACACUUAGUAGAGUUUCAUGGAGCUCUAUCCAAAUGAGUUGAUAAUCUGAAUCAAGGUGUUAAAUAAGGAAGACACAAAAUGUGCAGAGUAGUGGGUCCCCAGGACUGGAAUUGAGAACCACUGGGUUAGAUCACUCCAUCUGAUACUUGGCAUCGUAUUUAGUGAUAUGAGGCUUGCAUGCAACUGCUCGACCAUGAAAACCCAUUCCAUUAAGCUCCUGCUGCACAGUUUAUGCGAUGCAUGACAGUGGAUGUUUGGAACUCUUCAGUUCUAGAAUCAGCAGAGUGUUGGCAAUUUUUGUUCUCCAUGUCCCACUUCCCUCUGUGAACCGCUCUAUGGUUUUACAUGGUCUUCUGCUUCAUUGCAGCUGUUCUUAAAUCCUUCCAAUUUCUAAUAAUAACAUUUACAGUUGACUGUGGGAUAUCUAGCAGGAAAAAAUUUCACAAACUGACUUACUGCAAAGGUGACAUCCUGUUACACUAUGCUCGAAUUCACUGUUCUCUUCAGAACAACCUUUUCCCCCACAUAUGUUUGUAAAUGCAGACUGCAUUGUUUGGUGCUUGGCUUUAUGCGCUCAUGGCAAUGAUUCAGAUUGAAAUACAUGAAUUUAGCAAUUGAGAGGAUUGUCCCAAUACCUUUGUCCAUAUGUGUAUUGUUUUUCAGUAAUACUUUAUUUUGAUAGUCCCUUUUGAGCAUUCUGUUAUAUACAGUAAGUAAUGUUGCACCUAUAUGUCAACUAACUCUCAUUAGAGUAUGAGUAGACUGUCUGCUUAACAUCUGCUAAAUUUUUAUUCUGAUGGUUGCCCAGCAGACAUUCUACAGACCUGAGGUAACUUUGCAAGUAUGUCAACUUAUUCGAACCCUAACUCUACCAGUCUACUAAUACUCUACUCACACUAAUGAGAGUUAGAUAUGUAGGUACAACGCUACUUACAGUCAACAGAAUGUGUUAAAGGAACCAUCAAAACAACUUUUACUCUUUAAAUUAUUUUUCUUACUUUUUU
This is a messenger RNA of Labeo rohita (rohu), 4923 nucleotides long. RefSeq names its product NLR family CARD domain-containing protein 3. The record is from RefSeq and is a predicted model, not a curated record. Lineage: Eukaryota; Metazoa; Chordata; Actinopteri; Cypriniformes; Cyprinidae. Gene Ontology annotation, molecular function: protein binding. The transcript is spliced from 6 exons. The coding region runs from base 70 to 3000 and encodes 976 amino acids.